Alligator mississippiensis (American alligator) is the source of this 550-nucleotide messenger RNA. RefSeq names its product ATP synthase membrane subunit c locus 1 (gene ATP5MC1). Gene Ontology annotation, biological process: proton transmembrane transport; proton motive force-driven ATP synthesis. Gene Ontology annotation, molecular function: proton transmembrane transporter activity. The transcript is spliced from 5 exons. NCBI's taxonomy places the organism in Eukaryota, Metazoa, Chordata, Crocodylia, Alligatoridae. The coding region runs from base 24 to 443 and encodes 139 amino acids. The record is from RefSeq and is a predicted model, not a curated record.
GAGCGUGGAGGACGCGGAGGUACAUGGCAAGGCCCGCGAAGAUGCAGACCCCCGUGGCACUCCUCGCCUCUCCGGCGCUGUUCCGCUGCUGUUCCAGGGCUCUGGCCAGGCCAGUUUCUGUAUUCAGCAGGCCUGAGAUUCAGACGGUACAGCCCUCUGGUGCUUCCCAUCUACAGCUGGCCUGCCGGGAGUUCCAAACCAGCACCAUUUCCAGGGAUAUUGAUACUGCUGCUAAGUUCAUUGGUGCUGGUGCUGCCACAGUUGGAGUGGCUGGCUCAGGAGCAGGUAUUGGAACCGUGUUUGGCAGCUUGAUCAUUGGCUAUGCCAGGAAUCCCUCUCUCAAGCAGCAACUUUUCUCUUAUGCCAUUCUGGGUUUUGCCCUGUCUGAGGCUAUGGGGCUCUUCUGUUUGAUGGUGGCAUUCCUCAUCCUGUUUGCUAUGUGACAGCUUCUGAGCCUGAUUGUGGCUCUGUGUCCUCUACAGUUUGAAUCCACCUCCUUUAUCAGAGGGUUCCAGACUUAUGAUUAAACAAAAUCUUUCUCUAAACAAAA